Messenger RNA from Carlito syrichta (Philippine tarsier), 4335 nucleotides. It is a transcript of the gene ZC3H12C, whose product is annotated as zinc finger CCCH-type containing 12C. NCBI's taxonomy places the organism in Eukaryota, Metazoa, Chordata, Mammalia, Primates, Tarsiidae. The transcript has 7 exons. Gene Ontology annotation, molecular function: mRNA binding; metal ion binding; RNA endonuclease activity. Gene Ontology annotation, cellular component: nucleus; cytoplasmic ribonucleoprotein granule. The record is from RefSeq and is a predicted model, not a curated record. Bases 73 to 2487 code for a protein of 804 amino acids.
AUUGUUCUUCUUGCCUGCCUGGAAGUCUAAACUGUGUUAAGGAGUUUACUGCUGAAGCUGCUACAGCAACCAAUGUCUUUGUAUUUUCCUGCUAACGAAUACGGGGUGCUUUGCAUUCAGGAAUACCGAAAAAACAGCAAAGUGGAGUCAAGUACACAUAACAGCUUCAUGGGCUUGAAGGAUCACCUGGGGCAUGAUCUCGGCCACCUUUACGUGGAGAGCACUGACCCACAGUUAAGUGCAGCUGUACCUUGGUCAACGGGAGAAAAACCAACUAUGGAUACAGUUAAUGCUGGGAAGGACGAAAAGCAGUUGUCUGAAGAGAAUGCGAGCUCUGGUGACUCUGAGGAAAGCACAAAUUCUGAUCAUGAGUCGGAACAAUUGAGUAGCAUUUCAGUAGAUCCAUGCCUGUUAACCAAGACUCACAGACAACUGUGUCGGUCUCCCUGUUUGGAGCCUCACAUACUCAAGCGCAAUGAGAUCUUGCAAGACUUUAAACCUGAAGAGUCCCAGACUACAACCAAGGAAGUGAAGAAACCCCCUGAUGUGGUGCGAGAAUACCAAACGAAACUGGAGUUUGCACUUAAAUUAGGCUAUUCUGAAGAACAGGUUCAGCUUGUGCUAAACAAACUCGGUACUGAUGCUUUAAUCAAUGAUAUUUUGGGAGAACUUGUCAAACUUGGAAAUAAAAGUGAGGCUGAUCAAACAGUUAGUACAAUUAACAAUAUAAUGCGGGAAACAUCUUCCCUGGAAUCUCAGAGGUCCGAAUCUCCAAUGCAAGAGAUUGUAACAGAUGAUGGUGAAAAUCUGAGACCAGUAGUUAUCGAUGGCAGCAAUGUGGCAAUGAGCCAUGGAAACAAAGAAGUAUUUUCCUGCCGAGGAAUAAAAUUGGCCGUGGAUUGGUUUUUGGAAAGAGGUCACAAAGAUGUUACCGUUUUUGUUCCUGCUUGGAGAAAAGAGCAAUCCCGGCCUGACGCUCUCAUCACAGAUCAGGAGAUUUUACGCAAGUUGGAGAAGGAGAAGAUCCUGGUGUUCACGCCUUCUCGGCGGGUCCAGGGGCGGCGAGUGGUGUGCUACGAUGACAGGUUCAUCGUGAAGCUGGCUUUUGAGUCGGACGGUAUCAUCGUGUCCAAUGAUAACUACAGGGAUUUGGCUAAUGAAAAACCAGAAUGGAAGAAGUUCAUAGAUGAGCGGUUACUGAUGUAUUCAUUUGUCAAUGACAAGUUCAUGCCCCCUGAUGACCCUCUCGGCAGACAUGGCCCCAGUCUGGAUAAUUUUCUGAGGAAGAAACCUAUUGUUCCUGAACACAAGAAGCAACCUUGUCCAUAUGGAAAGAAGUGCACCUACGGACACAAGUGCAAAUACUACCACCCCGAGCGGGGCAGUCAGCCACAGCGGUCCGUGGCCGAUGAGCUUCGCGCCAUGUCUCGAAACACGGCUGCCAAAACUGCCAGCGAAGGGGGGCUGGUGAAAAGCAACAGCGUUCCCUGCAGCACGAAGGCCGACAGCACUUCGGACGUCAAGCGCGGCGCUCCCAAGAGGCAGUCGGACCCGAGCAUCAGGACUCAGGCCUACCAGGACCUAGAAGAAAAGCUUCCCACCAAAAACAAGCUGGAGACCAGGUCGGUGCCCUCCUUGGUCAGCAUCCCGGCGACUCCCGCCGCCAAGCCCCAAAGCACGCCGUCGCUAAGCAACGGCCUCCCCUCCGGAGUCCACUUCCCACCUCCGGACCAAAGACCGCAGGGACAGUAUCCUCCGCUGCUGAUGGCCACCAAAAACCACGGAUCGCCGCUGCCUUACGACCAGUACCCCAAGUGCGACUCGCCUGUGGACAUCGGGUACUACUCCCUGGUGAGCACGUACUCGAGCCUGAGCAUCUCCGGCCCGCGAAGCCCCGAGAGGCGCUUCUCCCUGGACACCGACUACAGAGUCAGCUCCGUGGCUUCCGACUGCAGCAGCGAAGGCAGCGUGAGCUGCGGCAGCAGCGACUCGUACGUGGGCUACAGCGACCGCUCCUACGUCAGCUCCCCCGACCCGCAGCUGGACGAGGCCCUCCGGGCCCUGGGGGCCACGCGCCCAGACAGCGUUUCCGACUCGCGCCUCUACGACCGCUCCCCUUCCAGGCCGCGGAAGCCGCACUCGCGCCAGGACGGGCGGGGCGGCUGGGACCGGCCGAGCUACGGGCUGGACGCCUACGGCUACCGGCAGACCUACUCCUUGCCGGACAGCGCCGCGCAGCCGUGCUACGAGCCGUUCACCUUCCAGAGCCUGCCCGAGCGGCCGGAGCCCGCCUGGCGCGUGCCCUACUGCGGCGUGCCGCCGGACCCCCCGCGGUACCCCGACAGCCGCGAGAAAAUUUACGUCAACCUGUGCAACAUCUUCCCGCCUGAGCUCGUGAGGCUCGUCAUGAAGAGGAACCCUCACCUGACGGACGCCCAGCAGCUGGCCGCGGCGAUCCUCGUGGAGAAAUCGCAGCUGGGUUAUUGAAAGAUGAUGCAUCUUCGUGGUGUUUAGUCGUCUUUUGUUCAGCUCAAAUGCUGAGGGAGGUUUGCUACAAUAGCACAUGUGAUCUCCUUCCAGCAAGGAGGUUAUAUAGUAUCCAUUUAUGUGAGCGACUGUAUCAUGGAACCUGUAUGUGUAGCCCCACCUGGUGGAAGUAUCACGGCAUUGCUUUACAUGGAAACCUCUUUUUAAACAUUUCCUUUUCAAAGCUAUCUCCUUGGCUGGAAAUUUUUCCAGUUUGAUUUCAUAGAUGUAUCUGUGAUCUUUGAUAUGAAUCUUUGGUGCAUCAGGGGUUUAUACGCAGCACUUUUUAUCCUUGUUUCAUGUUUUAUUAACUUGGUGUUUGUCUAUCAACCGCAAGCAAUGGCAACACCUUCAGAAUGUGGAGCAUUUGACUAGACCUAGCAAACUAUUUUUUCAAGCCAAGCUUAAUUAGACUCUUUUACAGCUUUUUAAGUUAUUUUUAUUUGGGGGAAGUGGGCUUCUUUGUGCUAUAAUCAUUAUUUAUAGAAACAAAGAUAAACUACCGCACUGACUUUAUAUUUUACACAGAAUAUAAGUUACCGGUUUAUGUUGAAAUGGGUAACAGUAUAUAUUAGGAUGAUUUGCAGUAUGGCACUUUUCAUUGUGUUGUUUUUGUUUGGAUUUUUUCUGUUAAGAAAUUAGUUAAUUUAAUGUGGUCGAUUUAAAAGAAAGCAGAUGCAAUCAAUGGAAAAAAAUUGUUUCCAUCUUUUUUUUUUUUUUUUUUUUUUUUUUUUUUAAUGACUAAGGCAGAAGCCGUAACUGUUACAGGUUGGAGCUUUGUUAUCCAGCUAUGAUGUGCUUUCUAGACAGUAGAAACGAAAUUGAAUUCCUGGGUUUUCAUCAACCUGUAUUUUUAAUAUGUCUGUCUUUUUGUUUGGGGGCACAACCCUACUGGAUAAAAUAACCCUUUCACAGUACUUGCCUGUUUUUAAUGAAUCUAAUUAUUCUCAAUGCAACUUUUAUAUUGAAUAUAGUCUUUAGCUUUCCUGCUAUUUAUCGAGGCUGGCCUGAGGUGGUUCUAUGUGUUGAGGAUAUGCAACGCUUAUUGAUACUGCACUAUAGAAAUGGUGAUGGAGGAGCUGUAAAGGGUAACUUUAAACUUUUUGUAAGAUAUUGUAUAUUUUCCAUUUUCCUGAAGGUAGUUUUUUUGGGGGGCCUGUUAUAUUAUUAAGGCCAGAUUCUUGCCACAAAUAGUGUAGUUUUAGAUACAGACUGAAGUCUGUUCUAGUAUUAGUAAGGGAUAUUUCUGGUUUAAAAGUCAUGGGUUUUGCUAGCUGCGAAUAUUUUUCUGUGGAUUAGAAGAGAGAUCUUGCAGUCAGUGGCAGACAGUUGUCUGACCGACAUCGUUCAACUGUUGCCUCCAGAUUGUGAAUUUUACUUAGUGUAACAGAUGCAUUCAGAUCUGUUUUGUAGUCUGCCUAGAUGUCCUGGUUAUUCUGAGGAUUCUACAUGCUGCAGUUUGAAGUAAAGCCCUGAAAAACCAGAAAGUACCUUUUACUGUUGAUACAAAUUGUAUCUUUUUAACUAUAAGAACUAUUUUGAUUUGUAGAUCUAGUUAAAACACAAGUAACUAUGAUUAGACUUUUGGGCAACAUUUUAUCCCUUAUUUAAAUACAAAUUUUUAAAGUAAAAUUGAGCUCUAGAAUAGGUUAGAAAAUAAAAGUAACAACUUAGGUAAAUAAAAAGUGUCUGUCUUAGUUUUAUAUAACAUAGUAAAACAUAUUAAAUAAAUUUAUUGGCAUUUCCUUUCUCCUAAAACUUAUCUAGUGUGAACCUAACUUAAAAUAAAGGUAAAAUGCUGCCUGAAAA